UAAAAAAAAAAAAAAAAGGAUCUAUACUGAUGGAAUUAUCCGUCUGUAAAGGUUUAAAGUGAUUUUAAAUUGAUUUUAUCAGCAUCUGAAUGUGAUUAAACUGAAAUGGAAAUUGUGAUGGUUUUCAUGAGAAUUUCACUGUUUUCUGGAAUUGAACAUGUUUGGAAUGAAAGUGAGAAUUUCAUUGUUUUUCUGGAGUUAUUGCACCGAGCAUGAUUGGUUUGAAAUGAAACUGUUUUCAUUGGUAUUGAGUACAGCAUGCCUAUUUGGAAUUGACUGAACUGUUUUGAUGAACUGAGAGUUUGUAAAAUUUGAGUUUUCUGAUAAAUCCAUGCCCACAUGGAAUUUUUCUGGUUAUUUCUGAAAUUGGGAUUGAUUGUGAAAUUCGGGUUUUCUGUAAACUCUGCAUGGUUUUGUUUCGGAUAUAGUCAUGAUUACUGAUUACUGUGCCCGCUAGUGGGAGGUUUAUAAACGCUAACACAUGUCGACAUGUUUACUGAUAGAACCGGUUCACCCUACCAAUGGGGUUAAACAUUGGUAAUUACUGUCGCUUGCCAGUGGGAGUUGUAAACACUGGCACCAUUACUGACGCCUGCCAGUGGGAGUUGUUAAACACUGGCACUUUUGUAACCUUGCCUAUGGGGUUAAACAUUGGCAAUUACUGUGCCCGCCAGUGGGAGGUUUAUAAACGCUGGCCAUGACUUAUAGAUGAGACUACUGAACUGAAUUUUUCUGCAUGAAUGAUUUGUUGUGGAACGCUUUGCUUUUGAACUGAAUUUGAUUUUGCAUUGACGGUUUGUCAUUGAAUGUUUUGCAACUGAACUGAUUUUGAUUCUGCAUUAAGGGUUUAUCAUUGAACGUUUUGGUUAUAUGAAACUGUUUAUCUGGCAUGCUAAAGUUUUUACCGAGGGCUAUCUAUAUUUACUUACUGAGUUUAUCUCAUAGUUUUCCUUGUCCACCAUUUCAGGAAGUGAAACCGAGGUCGGGGAAACCGAAGGGAGUGACGAGUUAGAAGGCUAGCCAUUUCGAGAUUGAGCAUAGAUUUAGAAAUAAAUUAUGAUCUUGUAUUUGGAGAUUUAUGAUAUCAAAGAGAUUUUAUAAUUUGAUCUUCAGAUUUUGAUGGUAUUAGUUUGUGAUUUGAAUAAGUUCCGAGCCUUGUGCACUUGUGGGACCCGUCUCACGAGUGCACGGCGUCUAUCACGCCUCGAAUUUGGGUUUGGGGGCGUGACACGCCUUCGCAGCAAAAAGCACUUGGGGAUGGCGAAACACCCGUUAAGAAGGGCAAGCAAGGCGUCAAUGUGAUUAUGGC
This is a messenger RNA of Rubroshorea leprosula, 1309 nucleotides long. The record is from the annotation of a GenBank genome assembly. Lineage: Eukaryota; Viridiplantae; Streptophyta; Magnoliopsida; Malvales; Dipterocarpaceae.